ACCUUCUCACCCUUGGUUCAUCAUGGUGGACUCUCCAGCCUGAAGCUGUACGCGUUCUAAAACGUGUUCCACAACCCAGGAAUGCAAUGGGCCGCGAAGUGCGGACUCAAUAGCCAAAUCGUCACCUUCUUGUUCCACUCUUCCGCCCGUCUCCCUACACUCGUCCGUGCAUAGCUGAUGCUAGGAACAUUCAAGCCUCUAGGUCCCCAAGCCAAUAUUUUAUAAUUGCAUCCCUCUUCGUACUCCCAGCAUGUCGCCAGCCAAUCCAACCUCUAGGUCACAAGCAAUCGGCAUCGGCAUCCUAGCCGUCAUAGCCGCCUUCCUCCUCUUCUGGCCCGGCCCGGGUGACCUCCCCCGGCGUCGCCUCGCCAUCAAGCCUCUAAACAAGUCCCCUCUGGCCCUGAAGCCUCUCCUGAAGAACCCGUUCAAUGGCUUCAGCAAGGGCGUGAAGGACAUGCUGAACAAGCUCAAACAGCGCGACAACAAGAUGAUGAAGUUCGUCGGCAACAGCGUCGAGACGAUGCCCAUCAGCGUCAACAUGACGCAGCGCGCCGUGCUCCUCGCGCUAAAAAAGGCCUGGGGAGGGCGGUUCUAUCAGGCGGAGACGUGGCUAGAAUCGGCGGAGGACCAGCUCUGGUGGGGUGUGACGAUCAACGAGUUUGGAUCUGUUACAGCGUUAGAGUUACCACGCGCUGAGAUCGCCGGCCCGCUGCCGAUUCUGCUGACGAAGCUGACGGGCCUAACGGCGCUGGAUCUCAGGGGGAACCAUCUGAGAGGGAGCGUUCCGAAAGGGUUACUUGCUGCGUUACCCGGUCUACAGUCGCUGUACCUCAGCGACAACAACCUCGUUGGCGAGUUCCCCUUUAACGAAGUUUUCAGGAGGCCGACUGUUCCCAUGGCGAUGCUCCAGAUAGAUGGUAACGGCUUCACCGGGACCAUCGCCGACGACGUUUUCGCGAAUGCGACGUCACUGCUGUCGCUCGGCCUCUCGGCGAACAAGUUCUCUGGGGCGAUUCCCUCCAGCCUGGGCAACUGCCGGCAAAUCUCAGCCAUUGAUUUGAGCGACAACCAGUUCACGGGGCAGAUUCCGGGAAGCCUAGCUGGCCUCCCUGCACUGUCAAUCCUUGACCUCGGUCAGAACAAGCUUUCUGGAGUCAUUCCGGAUUUCUUGGGCAACUUCCCCAACAUGGUGAACCUCGAUUUAAGCAGCAACCAGUUCUAUGGGGUCGUCCCGGCAACGUUUUCCAAGUUCGGGCAGACUCUGCGUGCAGUGAAGCUCUCCAACAAUUUCCUCACGGGCAGCUUGCCUCAAUUUCCUAAUCUUGGUCAGGGCUGUGGCUCUCCGGGUCCCGACGGCUCCGACAGUAUAACGUGCUUCAUGUUCAGCGUCCUCUUGGACCUCUCAGGGAAUUAUUUUGCGGGCAGCACGCAGUUAACUAUUCAGGUGCCCGGGUCGGAAGACUAUCCGGGAACAUCUCAGGUCUGCCCUGCUGAUUAUCCUGAGAAGAUACUCGUUGCGGGUAACUGCCUGUCGACUGAUGGUGCAGGGGAUGCGGAGUGUACUGCUGAAGAUCAGAGGCUGCCUGAACAGUGUAGUGCGUUCUGUGGUACAGGGACAGCAGUAGGGCAGUGCGGAGGCAAUGGAGUCUGCAUGGUGGAUGUGUCAGCAGUGGCACCGGCCAAGCCGAAGUUCCUGUGCAAGUGUGACAACGGGUUCCAGCCUGCUGCUGGUAACCCUAUGACAUGCGUGGCAACUGUUUGAGGUGCUCUCUUGUGUACCAUAGUUAAGAAUGUGUCUUUGGGGCCAGGAUAGUUAUGUGUCUACCGCAAGUUGUAACAGUAUGCUGUGAGACGCAUGCUUGUCCUCAGUCCAUGCUUGUAGCAUUUGGUAGGGUGGAACGAAUCCAGAAUUUUGCUGGGGAGGU
Molecule: messenger RNA, 1925 nt
Organism: Closterium sp. NIES-67
Lineage: Eukaryota; Viridiplantae; Streptophyta; Zygnematophyceae; Desmidiales; Closteriaceae
Source: the annotation of a GenBank genome assembly